AUGUCUAUGUAUCUUCUUCACAAAGAGGUAUACACGUCUCCCUUUUCUACGCCGGUAAUAAAAUUAGAACAAGGCAAAUUAAGAGGAGUGCGCAGCAUUCUGGGAGUCAACCAGUAUUUCGGGAUACCAUACGGAUCCAGCGAGAGAUUUCAACCACCAAAAGAACCAAGGAAAUGGAAAGGCACGUUAAACGCCGUGAACCGCUUCACAUCCUGCGCGCAGGCCGUCACCUUCAUCACGCACACCAACGAGGAUUGCCUGGAACUCGACGUGUACACUCCAGGCUCUGCCCACCCCGGUGACAACAUCCCCGUCUUCGUCUUCCUCCACGGAGGGGCCUAUUACUACGGGAACAAAGCAAUCACCGACCCAGAAUUUCUCGUUACUAAAAAUAUCAUCGCUGUCAUCAUUAACUACAGACUAACUGUCCUGGGAUUUUUCUGCGCAAACGGUAUCGCUAAUCUUGGACUUAAAGAUCAGACGGCGGCUUUGAAAUGGGUUAAGAAGAACAUAGCGGCGUUCGGAGGCGACCCAAAUAAUGUCAGUUUGGCUGGACAGAGUGCCGGCGCAAGCGCCGCCGCGAUGCACAUGCUGUCGGAACAUAGCAAGGGACUGUUUCAUAAACUGAUUCUAAUGAGCGGCACCUCAUUAGUCCCCUGGGCUUUUAACCCGGAGCCUAUGAGACCUGCAUUUGAAGAUGCGAAUAAAAUAGCAGAUGCGCAAGAUGAGGAAGACCUUUAUAACAUUUUUACCACGUAUCCUAUGAGACAAAUUUUAAGAGCAACUCUCGGUGUCUCAUAUAAUUCGAGAUACUUCAAAUACAGUCCUUGCAUCGAUAGCAAUGCGACUGAUCCAUUCUUCAGAGAUACUCCUUACGAGAUAAUAAAGUCUGGACAUUUUAACAAAGUGCCAGUCCUGUUGGGAGUGGCAGAAGUUGAAGGGAUGUUGUUCUACGGCAUCAAUCGUAGAAGUACAUUGACUGAAUGGAACUCGAACUUCAUAGAUCGAUUACCGUCUGUUUUUUCGUGGUGUUCGAAUGAAGAUCGUAAACGGAUUGCACGAAAGAUCCGCUCUCAUUACUUCGGGAAACGAGAAAUAGAUGAAAAUUCAAAGGAUGGAAUCAUGAGGUUUUACUCUGAUUGGAUGGGACACGCCACGUUUGAUGCUUUUGCGGACCUUUUAGUGAAAUAUUCCAAAGAACCUGUAUAUAAAUAUGUGUUUUCUUACGAAGGAGAUCGCAAUUUCGCCAAGCUGUUUGGGAGAGGUGGUCGUGCAAAAGGUGCGACACAUUCAGAUGACUUGUUCUACGUGUUCAAGCCGGGGGGACUGUCACUAUUGCUGUCCAAUGAUGACAAACUCUUCAUUGAUAGAUACACCAGUUUGUUGGCUAAUUUCAUGAAAUAUGGCAACCCCACGCCCAGCCCCACCGCUCUGCUCCCCACCCCCUGGCCAGCGACCACCACCAACGCCUCCUACAUCAUGCACCUGGACCGCUCGUUGAAGGUGACCAGGGGAGCUUGGCAUAAGAACAGGUUCUUCUUGGAUCUGCUGUGCACAUACGGACAAAAGGGCUACGUCCCUUGCGACAGCAAGGAAAUGUGCAAUUUGGACAAUAAACAUAAGUAA
This is a messenger RNA of Amyelois transitella, 1626 nucleotides long. RefSeq names its product esterase FE4-like (gene cce-3). NCBI's taxonomy places the organism in Eukaryota, Metazoa, Arthropoda, Insecta, Lepidoptera, Pyralidae. The coding region runs from base 1 to 1626 and encodes 541 amino acids. The transcript has 3 exons. The record is from RefSeq and is a predicted model, not a curated record.